This is a messenger RNA of Pangasianodon hypophthalmus (striped catfish), 4225 nucleotides long. RefSeq names its product regulation of nuclear pre-mRNA domain containing 2a (gene rprd2a). Gene Ontology annotation, cellular component: RNA polymerase II, holoenzyme. The coding region runs from base 72 to 3437 and encodes 1121 amino acids. The record is from RefSeq and is a predicted model, not a curated record. Gene Ontology annotation, molecular function: RNA polymerase II complex binding. Gene Ontology annotation, biological process: mRNA 3'-end processing. The transcript is spliced from 10 exons. NCBI's taxonomy places the organism in Eukaryota, Metazoa, Chordata, Actinopteri, Siluriformes, Pangasiidae.
GUUAAACAGCAGAGGCGGUGAGGAGGCUGACUGAGGCUCACACUCUGAGGCUCUGCUGCUGCUGCUACAAAAUGGCGGCUGGUGGUGAAGCUGUAAGCGGCAAUAGCCGCGGCUCCAGCACUGUUCUCGAGUCCACCUUAGACCGGCGUUUUCAAGGCAUUUCAAACACAAUGGAGUCCAUUCAAGGAUUAUCCACCUGGUGCAUCGAGAACAAGAAAUAUCACAGUGUCAUCGUGCGGUCCUGGCUGAAGUGGCUGCGAAAAUCGGAAGCUUCUCACAGGCUCAAUCUCUUCUACCUGGCCAAUGAUGUCAUUCAGAAUUGCAAGAGGAGAAACGCUAUCGUCUACCGCACCACCUUCACUGAUGUUUUGCCCGAGGCUAUUAAGCUCAUCAGUACUGUGAAAGACGCCAAGGUCCGGAAAUCGGUGCACAGGAUCCUGUCCAUCUGGGAAGAAAGAAAUGUUUACUCAGAGGAGCUUAUUAACCAGCUUAAAGGUGGUCUCAUCCAGCAAGAGGAACCACCAGCUCCCGCCAACCCGAAAGCUGAACUAAGAUCCAAGAUAGUCGCUGAGUUUUUGCCCUCAGCAUUUAUCGAGCAUCUCACCAAGUACAGGAACUCCAUGGAUGAGAUUGAGCUAAGAGAGAAGCAGCUAGCUGCAAUGAGAGUGGAUGUCUGCAGCACAGUAGCUCUGAAGAAACUCAAAGAUAAAGCAGGUGGCAAACGUUUUUCUAAAGAUUUUGAGGAUGGUAGUGCGAAACUGCAGGACUUUGUAGCCUUUCUGGACGGAGAGGUAAAAAAAGGACCUGCUCUGAUUGAGGCUCUGGAGAAUGCUGACAUUUUCUAUGAGAUGCAGUACAAAGAGGUCAAGAUUGUGACCAAUGCUUAUCAGACUUUCGCCAACCGAGUGUUGCAUCUCAAGAAGAAACUGGACGCACUCAAAGCUUCUUUACCUGACCCAGAUGACUCGCCAAUCCCCUCCCCCUCUGAGGACGCGCCAUCACCCACAGGUUCUGAGUCACCCUUCCAUGGCUUAACGCGAAUUGGUACCCCAGACCCAGAGCUGGACGGUCAGGCAUUGGAGGAGGACCUGAUCGCUAUAGGUGAUGCACCUAGUCCACUCUCUUCCCCUGGGGAUAAAGACAACCGUGACGUAGAGGACAUGGAACUCUCAGACGUCGAGGAGUUAGCGGAACCAACCAUCAUAGGUAAGAUUGAAGAAGGAACAGAGCAGCCUGGUCCUGCCAGUGUGUCCAAUCCAACACUGGCUCUUAGUGUCACUGAACCAUCUCAAACCAGUCUGGCUGCACCAGAGAGCGAACCUACGACCCCAGCAGCAGCCACGACCCCAACAGCAGGGUCCCUUCCCAUUAACCUGGCUGGUGUGGAUUUGGGCAAAAUCAGCUCUAUUAUUAGCACACUCACAAAUGUCAUGAAGAACACUGCUACAGGAGUAAACCCAGCAUUUCGCCCAUCCACCAGUACUUCAAGCACUCUUUCUUCAGCAAGUUCAACACUGAAGAGCCCCACGGUCUCUUCCUCACCAGCUGUUCCUGCUUCUAACUCGCUGGCCAAAAUACUAUCCAGGGUGGACAUCAACCCUGGCACCCUGCUAAACGUCUUGUCUAAAACCCAAGCACAAGGGAUUGGCCUUCAGGGACUGUCUUCUUUCCUGAACAAUCAGACCACAGUAACCUCAGCUCCUUCAGGCUCACAUUUGGACCCAUCUCCAGAAGCCCAUGCCUCUCCCAAUACCAAUCCAGUGCCACCUGCUCCUACAGUGGUAAGAGGCUCUACUCCUCAAAGGGCUGUGACUCUCCAGUCUUCUCAAUCUCCCAGCACUAUUCAGACCAGGAAUCUCCAGAAGGAAGCAGAGGACAAAGACAAAGAGGAGCCAGUUAUUUCUGUCAGUUCUACACUGGACUCCAAAAUUGAUGGUUUCCUUCAGGGGAAUCCAGGGUUGAGAGGCAUAAAUAUGGGUUUCCCACCUGUUCUUCCCUGGACUAAAGCUGUUGAUAGUCCUUCAGCGAGCGCAGAAAACCUAGGGGGAACUCCUGUGAGGGAUGAGUCUGGUGCAACGCCAACUCAAGAUGAGGUUAUGGAUGAGCCUGCAGUACAACCAUUCUUAUAUCAAGGAAGACCUCUGCAGACAGCUUCAACAACAUCUGCUUCUGCACCCGCAGUGGUCAGUGGACUGCCCAUGUCAACGUAUGCUAACGAUUCCUGGCAAGAGCAGAACAGGCACGUUUUGCAGUAUGGUCCUGGGUCACAGCAUAGUGGAAAUCGGUACAAGAGGGACUUUACAGUAAAACAGGACUUCCCGAGUUCAGGGCUACCUCUUAUAGAAACAGGACGUCCUCAGCACGUUGAAUCUUUGUUGCCAUCAUCAAUGGCAGACAAGAAUCAGAACUCAAAUAAAAACAAUGAGACCCUGGAGCGAAUUAGCCUGGCAACACCAUUCUCCAGUACUGGAGCAGACAAUGCUAGCUUGGCAAAUGAUGGCUGGUAUUGUGAUGCACGUGGACACGAUCAAGAACAGCGUGCAGGUGCCAACUCUGAAUCAUAUAAAGGAAAACAGCACCAGUCUGAAGAACAUAGACAUGAUACCAACCCUCCAAAUUUCUUCAACACCCCAUUACCACCCCCUCCACCAAUCCCCCAGCUUCCACCUCCUCCUCAAGACUUUGUUCCUCCAGUGGUAGGUGGAGUCAAAGAUCCUACUGAGCUGACAAAUAUCGCCGACAGUGUACAGGCUGGUGGAGAUGUCCCGGUGUAUCGCUCAACAAAUCCUGUUUCUCACGAUGAUUACGAUGAACGUCUCUUCAAUCGGAUCCCAGCCACAGAGACUUUUCAUCCUCAUCUCAACACGCCAGGGCCACGGCAUAGUGCAGUUACGCCACAUCCUGUUCGUCUGGGCCCCCAGAACGGCCCUGUGGACUUUAACCAUCGUCCCAGAGUUCCUGUACACAAUCAGCACCACCCUGGUAUGCCCCGUCCAAGUCCCCCAUCUACAGUUCGGGGUUACCAUGAGGCUCUUAGUCCAUCACAUGCUCCAUCUGAGGAUGCGUAUCUGGACCCACACUGUGAUGCGCCGCCUCGCAGCCCUUCUCCUCCUCUUUACAACGUUGAGCGCCCGGUGUCGCCUCAUACGCGCACGUUUUAUCCCGAAGAGAGAGCUGUACCACUGCACCAUCCAGAACCUAGAUUACGUCCUCAGCUCGAGCACAGGCCUCCUCCACCGCAUCACUAUCGUCCUCCACGGCCUGGUCACUACCCACCACAGAGACCUCUCCGUCGUCCUCCACCGCCACAUAUCCCUCAUCCCGGUGAGCCACCAUUCCAGAGAGGGAAGAGACACGGUCUUCCUUUUGGAGGUCCUUCAAGACCUGCGGGUCCGUUUUACCCUCCGAAAAGACCUUUCAUGCCUCCACGGUACUGAACUGUUAGCACAUCCAAGAGCUAGAGUGCAGGAUUUACGUGCUGACAGCCACGCAACGCCGAUCUUCCACUAGGCUUCAUUAGAUUACACCCUGAAACUCUACACUGACAGUCAGUACAUGUACGAAAAACACCGUGGUCUCAUGCAGCUUGAGGAUCUGUACUCUGUUGCUUGAAUUAUGGAAAGAGCUUCAAUCUCUAUAUGGGCUGUGAAGGGGAGCGGCUGCGUCGUCCUGUAACGAAAGCCGAGUCAGCAAGAGAAUGGGGGGAAAAAAGAUGACUGAAGUAGAAGAAUGAAGAGAAUCACUACAGGAAUCCUGGAGAGAAGAUGGAUCAUGGAAGUGGAGCAGCCAAGAAAUUGCAAGAUAAAGAGAAAAUGAGGUGGUUAUACUUUUAUUUGAUUGUUCUUUGCCAUUUAUUUUUAUUCACAGUUCUAAGGCAACGUUCAGAAUGAUUCGAUUCUAGUCAUCCAUCUUUCCUUCCUUUAAAGUGUGUGUGUGUGUGAGUGUGUGAGUGCAUGUGUGUGACUGAAUGCCUGUCUUUGGGUCUGUGCCUGAACAGGUGUAUCUGUCUGUUUAAACCAGAGGUGCACAGCUCCUGGUCCUGGAGGGCAGUUUGCUCUUUUCCCUGCACGGAAACAUCUGAUCCAUUUCAUCAGUUGCUUACAGGGAACAAAGCAGGCAGGGAAAUUGUUAAACUGUGCUUAUUUUUAACAUCUCCAGGGUAGAAGGUGUGCAGUGCUGGUUUAAACUUUACUAUUUGCAUUAAAAAAAAAAAAAAAAAAAAAAA